Molecule: messenger RNA, 3461 nt
Organism: Arvicanthis niloticus (Nile rat)
Lineage: Eukaryota; Metazoa; Chordata; Mammalia; Rodentia; Muridae
Gene: Far1
Product: fatty acyl-CoA reductase 1
Biological process (GO): long-chain fatty-acyl-CoA metabolic process
Cellular component (GO): peroxisome
Molecular function (GO): alcohol-forming very long-chain fatty acyl-CoA reductase (NADP+) activity
Source: RefSeq, a predicted model, not a curated record
AUCUGUUCGUGCUUAUGAUAAGGCUUAAGGGCCAUUUGUGAAUGAGAAGACUCUUGAAUAAGACAUUGUCAGAAAAGCAAAGGUAGUGUUGUAAGUCACAUUAUUUAUUCUAAAAUUUGGGGUGAUAGAUUACUUCAUAAUGUUGAGUUUUAGGUCUAACUUUAGGUGCUUUUCUGAAUAACAAAUAAUAUUUAAAAUGCUUUAACACUUAUUUUUCCUACAGGAGAUUAUCUAAAUCAUUCCUUCAGGAUGAAUCCUUUAAACCAAGUAUUCAGGCACCCCUCUGUUAAGUUCUGUUCCAACAACCUAAUGCUUCAUUAUUGGAAGGGUGUCAAACAUACAGUACCUGCAUUAUUGCUCGAUCUUGCACUCAGGUUGACAGGUCAGAAACCGUGGAUGAUGAAAACAAUCACUCGUCUUCACAAAGCCAUGGUAUUUCUUGAAUAUUUUACAAGUAACUCUUGGGUUUGGAAUACUGAUAAUGUCAAUAUGUUAAUGAACCAACUAAACCCUGAAGAUAAAAAGACCUUUAAUAUUGAUGUACGGCAGUUACAUUGGGCAGAAUAUAUAGAGAACUACUGCAUGGGGACUAAAAAAUAUGUAUUGAAUGAAGAGAUGUCUGGCCUCCCUGCAGCUAGAAAGCAUCUGAACAAGUUGAGGAAUAUCCGUUAUGGUUUCAAUACAAUCCUUGUGAUACUUAUCUGGCGCAUUUUUAUUGCAAGAUCACAAAUGGCAAGAAACAUCUGGUACUUUGUGGUUAGUCUGUGUUACAAAUUUCUGUCAUACUUCCGAGCAUCCAGCACUAUGAGAUACUGAAGACCAAGAAUUUAGCAUUAGAACAUCUAUGCAUAUGGUGAUCUAAAUGCACGAAAUGUAAAAUGUACUUAAGUCAUCUCACCUUUUGUUAAGACAUUAAACCAUCUUAAAUUGGAGCGUGGAGUAAAUUAUGGUCCAUUUUAUGUAACAUUUUAAUGUUUAUGCUCAAAACCUAGUGAACGCACUAUGGUAUGCCAGCUCAGAUCUGCAAUAGUCACUCAAACUAUGAUUCAUUUUAAUCCUUGGACUGCAAAGGGUAGGAAGAGGGCAGAAGUGGGGCUAUGGGAACAUUGACCAGUGUAACUGUGCAGUUCUGGAACAUACUAAUUAAAACAUGCCUUAACAUGUAGUCCUAAUAUUCAGUGCAAUGGAAAAUGUGUACACAGAAGGCCUAGAUAAAUUAGUUAAAUAUUUGAUUUGAUUCUUCAAUGUUGAUUUCUUUUUUUCUUUUUAAAUUCUUUGAGAGGUGGAGUUUAGUUUUGCUAAGACCACAGCCAUGUACUUUUUUCUUCCUCUAAGUUACAGGUGGUAUCAAAUGCAAAAACUUAUUUUGAUUUUCUUUCUGAAUAAAUGUGUGUUGCAUAUCAUUUUUUUAAUAAGUAAUUAGUUGCUCUUAUAAUCAGAAGGCCAAAUAUUAUUCUAAAGAUACUAAUAAAUCUGAAUGAAUUUAAGAUUCUGUAUCAAUGUAUACUCUGUGCAUUUGAAGCAAAGUGAAAACAUGCACAGUAAAACUGUGUUCUUAUCAAACAAAUAGGAAACCGUUUUUCUAGUCUACAUUUUGAUCCAAUGGAACUUUGGUGAGAUGUGUGUGCAUUUUGAAGAGGAUUUCUUGAGACUUGAUUAGAGAUGGGGUUGGGGAAGGAUUCAUUAUACUUAUCCUCUCCUUUCUUACAAAUUUUCUCACAGGACUUGCCCCAUAUGAACAUGCAUUAUUAUAAAGAAGUGUAGUUGCAGCUUUUAACAUAAAGAAAAUGCCCUCAUGUGUUUGUCAACACAUAACAAUUUUGACCUUGAAGCUGAAUUCCUUUAAAAAUGAAUAAUGCAUAAAUAUGUGUAUAAAAUUAAAUAAAGGAUUUUACCAUGUAAAGUAGCAAACUGUUGAACGAGUUUCAAGUCAUCUUUUUUGCAUGUUGUUUUAGCUUUAGAAAGACAUGCGCUAUAGAAACAAGUAAUAGCAAGAAAUUGAUGUAUAUUUAUUGAUACAUUACAAUUCCCUUUAAAUCUUACUAGUUUGUUACUAUUUUAUCAUAUUUUUUAGUGCUUGUUCAGCAUAACACAGUUAUAAUUAAGCUGAUCAAGUUGUACUACAUUUAAAUCAUCAGCAUUGUAUCUUGAAAGUGCUUAAAGGGUUAGUUUAUAGUACAAAAAAUUAAGUGUAACUUUACAUUUUAAUUUUUUGUCAAGUAAAAUACAAUGUAGAAGAAGUUUAUUUUACUAUUAUGGAAAACAAAAUGUAAAGGAAAUCAACUUUUUCCGUACUGUUGUAUAAUCUUGAAAAGGAAAAAAAAAAUGCUUCUCUGUGAAGCCAGACUUUGUGUAGUAAAACUUUUAAACAUUAUUUUAAAAGAAAUAUGUAUGUAAAUAUCUGUGUAUUCUUUGGAAUGAUUCUGAAGUCUCUGGUCUAGGACCAUGCCUGUGUAAGGUGUGAGAGACCAUGAUGAUGUGUGAAAAUGGAAUAAAUGAUGCCUUUGAUUUAAGGUGGCCCAUAUAAUAUACAUUGAGUACUCCAUGUCUCCAAAUGUAUUUCCAUGAUGUAAUGAAAACACACUAACCUUUUUAUGAUUUUUAUACAUCUGCCAAAAUAUACUGAGAAUCUGAUAAAUUGUCUUUGGGUCUCUGAAAAGAAUCAGGUGCGAUGUGGGCAGGCCUGUAAAAUGAACCAGAUAUGUGUCUUCUGUUUUAUUGCUCUUGUAAUCUAAUUUAAAGAACCACUAACUAAGGCUGUGCUGAGGUCAAAUUAACUUUAUGUGUUUAGAAUUCUGUUGUCAAAAGAAAGGUAAUGAAUAAAUGAUGCUCAUCCCGGAGUUUAUAAUUUUGAAAUUAGUAUGGAGUAAAAUGAGAUUGUUGAGCUUUAUCAACUAUACUUUGGAUUCAAGCUAUAUUUAAAGAGUUUGGAGAUGUAUUCUGUUUGUAAUUUGCUAGACAGUGUUUUUAGUUCUGAUUAUAUUUUUCAUAUAGAUUAUUCAAUAGGACAACUGUAAAAUAAAUUUAUUUCAUUCACCUCACUUGGCAAAACUGUAUUCUGAACUAUUUAGGGUUUACCUUUAUCUUUCCUUCUCUGAACUCUGGCAUACAUACUUGUACACCGUAAUGUCAUUGUAUCUGUUUAAUUGCCUUGGCAAUGCUAAUGUAUCUUAAUGCUUAGUUCAGAAAAGCAUGGCCGGGUCAUAUGUUGUUUGACUUGAGGGUGACAUAGAAUAAGAGUUUCUCCAGUCUGCCACAUAAAGCUUGGUAGUGGGAGGGGUGCUCUGACCUUUCUCCUCUGUGUUUGUCUGUAGGAGCUGAUUGGGAAACUUUUGUUUUGUGCUUUUUUGUUUGUUUGUUUUAAGUGUAAACUGAUAAUCUUUUAUAAGAAGUAAAUAGAAACAUUAUUGGGUGCCUUUGUUUGUAAACCAAAAAGUAAUAAAUGAAUCCCUAUAUUUCUA